GUACGUGUGAAAUUCCUAGUUCGUCUUAAGAAUGUCGCAUAAGGCUUCUUGCUCCUUCUAUCCUUCUCAUCUCACUUUUCCAUAAGGAAGAAAUGGUUAAAGAUAUGAAGUAGACAAUCGAAGUUUUCACCUAAAAAAUUUAGCAUCAUUUUCGAAAAUUUGUUCAAAUAAUUUGUUCAAAAAGUUUUCUUCUCACUUUUUCCCCGGCGACGAGCAGUAGUGUCGUUAACAGACUCAGACGACCAGUUUUCGCGUCUCACACGAUUCAUACCGACACGCUCUUCAUCCACGUUCGACACCGGAGCUAGCCAACCACGUAAACACCCACUUCCAACAAGUUUUGAAGCAUUUUUUUCUUCUCCGUUUGAGACUCCAGCGUGAUGCGUCACGUUUUCGAUACCUGGUUUGUCUUGCAGCAACUUUUCGACUUGGACGUAAGCUUUUGAUUGCUAUUCCAUUGGCUUCAAAUCAGUUUACUUUAAGCUUCAUAUCUGUAAGUUCACAGUUUUUCGGUCAUCAACCAGCAAGGAUCCGAGCCUUUUCGGUAAGAGUCGGCUAUCUGGAAGUUUCAGCUUGAAACAUUUGGUGUUGAAGUUUUAUUUGCUUGGAAGAUCUUGAAUUUUAAAGUAUUGUUUCUAGCAAGUUUUAAUUGAGAGUUCUACAAUGUUUUGUAUUUUUAUUUUCAACAGUUUUGAAAGACAAUGAAUUUCAAUGCCUGAUAUGGGAAUUUCUUAUUGAAUAUUUUUGUACUCAUCUUUGUUUUUUCUAAAAUGCUUUCAGAUAAAGGAUAAGGUGAUAGUUUGAAUGAAGUGAAGUUUUAUGGUAUGGUGCAGGAGAUCAAUGGAUGUUUACCUUAGUACUUGAUAGUUUUACUCAGAACUUAUUUGUAAUAAGUUGCUUCCGCUGAAGUGUGUAAGUUGUAAAAGCUUCAUUUGCUAUGUUUUAUGCAUAUUUUUAUAAUAACUGUAUUGGAAAAUACGGGCGGUUGUAAGUCCUAACUUUUCGAAGGUUCAAUGUUCAAUUCAUCAUUUCCAAGUUCUACACGAAUGGUUGAGCAAUAGCAUGCCAUUGAAACCUCUGAAACCCUCAAUUUCGAUUGCUCAAUUUACCCAAAUCCAUGCCAAACUCCUCACAAAUCCAAAACCCCAUAUUUUCAACCCUUUGCUCGGUUCUUUGGUGAACUCCAUUUUCCCUGAAAAUGGCCUCUUCCUCUACAACCAAAUGCUUCGCUACCCAUCUUCCCACAACCACUUCACCUUCACUUAUGCCCUCAAAGCCUGUUGCUUCCUUCAUCAAACCCAAAAGGGCCUCGAAAUCCAUGCCCAUCUCAUCAAAUCAGAUGUUGUUUCUUGGACUUCAAUCAUUUCUGGUCUUUCCAAGCUCGGUUUUGAAAAAGAAGCACUGAGUAAGUUCUUGUCCAUGAAUGUGAGGCCUAAUUCUACUACUCUUGUCACUGCUUUAUCUGCUUGUUCUAGUCUUAGAUGUCUCAAACUUGGGAAAGCUAUACAUGGGCUUAGAAUGAGGACUUUGAAUGAGGAAAAUGUUAUUUUGGAAAAUGCCCUUCUUGAUUUUUAUGUUAGAUGUGCGUAUUUGAGGAGUGCAGAGAAUCUGUUUGAAAAAAUGCCUAAAAGAGAUGUAGUGUCUUGGACGACAAUGAUUGGGGGCUAUGCACAGAGUGGAUUGUGUGAAGAGGCUGUGAGGGUAUUUCAAAACAUGGUUCAUGUGGGAGAGGCUAUACCCAAUGAAGCCACUCUAGUUAAUGUAUUAUCUGCAUGUUCUUCCAUAUCUGCUCUGCAUUUGGGUCAAUGGGUGCAUUCAUAUAUCAACUCUAGGCAUGAUGUGAUAAUUGAUGGAAAUGUUGGAAAUGCUUUGAUUAACAUGUAUGUCAAAUGUGGCAACAUGGAAAUGGCGAUUUUGAUCUUCAAAGCUAUUGAGCACAAGGAUAUCGUAUCAUGGAGUACAAUCAUUAGUGGGUUAGCCAUGAAUGGCCUGGGAAAGCAAGCUUUUGUUCUCUUCUCACUCAUGUUAGUCCAUGGCGUUUCUCCAGAUGAUAUAACAUUUCUUGGUUUGUUAUCUGCUUGCAGCCAUGGUGGGUUGAUCAAUCAAGGCAUGAUGGUGUUUGAAGCCAUGAAAGAUGUUUAUAAUAUUUCACCUCAAAUGAGGCAUUAUGCUUGUAUGGUGGACAUGUAUGGAAAGGCUGGGCUAUUAGACGAAGCAGAGGCAUUCAUAAAGGAGAUGCCUAUGGAAGCUGAAGGCCCAGUUUGGGGAGCUUUGCUUCAUGCUUGUCAACUUCAUGGGAAUGAGAAGAAGUAUGAGAAAGUUAGGGAAUGGUUGCUUGGAAGCAAAGGGGUUACAGUGGGAACUUUUGCUUUGUUAUCAAAUACUUAUGCUUGUUGUGAUAGAUGGAAUGAUGCUAAUGAUGUUCGAGUUGCCAUGAGAAGUAGAGGGUUGAAGAAAAUGGCUGGACGUAGUUGGAUUGAAAUGGUCGAUUCUACGUAUCCUUUAAGAUAAAUAUAAGAGAGAUGGUGUAAGUUGGGGUGAAAGAUUGAACCCUCUAGCUUGUAGGGACAGAUGUCAUGCUUAUAUAAUUGAGAUAUCUCUAUGCAAAUAGAGAUAUUAAAGACCACUACACUCGUGGGUAUUGUUAUUCAUAAUUUAUUAUUUCCAUAAUGAGAAUAGAUUUUUUCAUA
Cucumis sativus (cucumber) is the source of this 2690-nucleotide messenger RNA. Its product is annotated as pentatricopeptide repeat-containing protein At1g08070, chloroplastic. The transcript has 3 exons. Gene Ontology annotation, cellular component: intracellular membrane-bounded organelle. The coding region runs from base 1063 to 2511 and encodes 482 amino acids. Lineage: Eukaryota; Viridiplantae; Streptophyta; Magnoliopsida; Cucurbitales; Cucurbitaceae. Gene Ontology annotation, molecular function: protein binding; RNA binding. Gene Ontology annotation, biological process: RNA modification. The record is from RefSeq and is a predicted model, not a curated record.